AUGCCUCGAAUCGUAGACACCGUUCACCAUGCCAGACCCUACGAUCGACCUGUAUCACCAACGACCGAAACAAACCCAAUUCUCAAUACCAAAUCACCCAACACUACACCCAAGAAAGAAAAAGCCAAAAGAGACGUAUCAACCUUCCGAAAAUGGACGUCUGAAGAACUAACCCAAUUAUUCGAACACCUCUCAAGACACGGUACAGCGAUGGGUAAGAACGGAUGGGAGAAUGCUGUUGAGGGAAGAACAGCUAAUCAAAGUUAUCAAACUUGGUUACAAAGUUUGAGUCCUUUUAUCAAGAAAUCUAUCGCUGGUAAGGAUGGAUCGACCAGGAAAUAG
Messenger RNA from Kwoniella mangroviensis CBS 8507, 342 nucleotides. RefSeq lists its product as uncharacterized. The transcript is spliced from 2 exons. Lineage: Eukaryota; Fungi; Basidiomycota; Tremellomycetes; Tremellales; Cryptococcaceae. The coding region runs from base 1 to 342 and encodes 113 amino acids. The record is from RefSeq and is a predicted model, not a curated record.